AUGCCUAUGAACUGGGAUGCCCAGGCAAAUGCCAAACUUCUCGUUGCUAUCCUUCACACCGCUAAACCGAAGCUUGACCUCGCCGCUCUGGCCGAGUGGAUGGGACCCGAAUGCACCGACCGCGCCGUGAGCAACCAGAUCACCAAACUGCGCGCGAUGGCCAAGGGCACCGGUAUCACGGACUCCAGCAGUGCGACUUCCACCCCGACGAAGAACCAGGGUGAGGGGGCUCCGAAGAGAAAGCGAGCGACUCCCAAGUACAAGGGAAAGAAGGGAAUGGAUGCAGAUAGCACAGCCUCCUCUCCCGAGGGAGUGAUGUCUUCUUCUACCACGCCUAUCAAGGCUGACAAGGACGGCGAACUUAGUCCCUGCGUCAAGAAGGCCAAGAUGGAGGGCUUCCAGCGUAAACUGGCGGAUAUUCCUGAGCAUGCAGACGAGCUUGAGGGAGAGGACCUUCUCAUGGGUACUGCUUAG
This is a messenger RNA of Penicilliopsis zonata CBS 506.65, 474 nucleotides long. RefSeq lists its product as hypothetical. The transcript has 3 exons. The coding region runs from base 1 to 474 and encodes 157 amino acids. The record is from RefSeq and is a predicted model, not a curated record. Lineage: Eukaryota; Fungi; Ascomycota; Eurotiomycetes; Eurotiales; Aspergillaceae.